AUGUCCCAGGUCAACAUCGGUAUCAACGGCUUCGGCCGCAUUGGACGUAUCGUCUUCCGUAACUCGGUCGUCCACAACAGCGCCAACGUUGUUGCCAUCAACGACCCCUUCAUUGACCUCGAGUACAUGGUCUACAUGCUCAAGUACGACUCCACCCACGGUGUCUUCAAGGGCGACGUCUCCACCAAGGACGGCAAGCUCAUUGUCAACGGCAAGGAGAUUGCCGUCUUCGCCGAGAAGGACCCCGCCAGCAUCCCCUGGGGCAAGGCCGGCGCCCACUACGUCGUCGAGUCCACUGGUGUCUUCACCACCAUCGACAAGGCCUCGGCCCACAUCAAGGGUGGCGCCAAGAAGGUCGUCAUCUCGGCCCCCUCGGCUGACGCCCCCAUGUACGUCUGCGGUGUCAACCUCGACUCGUACGACCCCAAGGCCCAGGUGGUCUCGAACGCCUCGUGCACCACCAACUGCCUGGCUCCCCUCGCCAAGGUCAUCCACGACAAGUUCGGCAUCGUCGAGGGUCUCAUGACCACCGUCCACGCCACCACCGCCACCCAGAAGACCGUCGACGGCCCCUCGGCCAAGGACUGGCGUGGAGGCCGUGCUGCGGCCGCCAACAUCAUCCCCUCGUCCACCGGUGCCGCCAAGGCCGUGGGCAAGGUCAUCCCUUCGCUCAACGGCAAGCUCACCGGCAUGGCCUUCCGCGUGCCCACCACCAACGUCUCGGUGGUCGACCUCACCGCCCGCCUCGAGAAGGGCGCCAGCUACGACGAGAUCAAGGCCGAGAUCAAGCGCGCCUCGGAGAACGAGCUGAAGGGCAUCCUCGGCUACACCGAGGACGCUGUCGUGUCGCAGGACUUCAUCGGCAACCCUCACUCGUCCAUCUUUGACGCCGCUGCCGGUAUCUCGCUCAACAACAACUUUGUCAAGCUGGUCUCCUGGUACGACAACGAGUGGGGCUACUCGAACCGAUGCCUUGACCUGCUCGUCUUCAUGGCCCAGAAGGACAGCGCGUAG
Molecule: messenger RNA, 1014 nt
Organism: Moesziomyces aphidis
Lineage: Eukaryota; Fungi; Basidiomycota; Ustilaginomycetes; Ustilaginales; Ustilaginaceae
Source: the annotation of a GenBank genome assembly